GAGAGAUGGGGAGAGACACAGAACAGAGAGGGAUAAAGAGAGAGAGAGACUUAUAAACAGAGGGCGAGAGGGAGAGCGAGGGAGAGUGAGAGAGAGAGCAUACCUCUCAGAGUGUGUUGGCUGCAUUUCUCUCUCCUACUUGGUGGGUUUACUACGGACCCGGAGGAAGAAGCCGAGCAGAGCUGGAAUAAUCAGAGGGGACGUUGUUCAAAUCAAAUGAGUGAAGGCACAUCCUUUGUUGGACUCUUUGUGGGGUUCCUGCUCAGUGCGACAGGUGUGCAUGCCUCCUGUCCCAUUGAGUUGAGCCCCCCGCAGUGUCGUGGUGCGAUAUGGAGACUCGGUCCUCAGUGAACUGCAGCGCAUCGGACAGCCAGUUUGAAGGAAUAGGCUGGGAGGCUUCACAAGGAGGCACGGGCCUAGAGAAUGUCAAUCAUCUGGCCUGGACUGUGGCGAACCUCACCGACUGGACUAUCUCUCCAUCGUGCUACAUCAACCUGCCACCGCAAACUCAGUGCACCCAGAACCUGACAGUUAUACUUUACACUUUCCCAGAGACCAUCAGUAUCAGCUCCAGCAGCGGAUCAGGUGGUGUGAUGAAUGAAGGGGAGAAAUAUCGUUUCAGCUGUGACAUCCACAAUGUUGCUCCUGUUCAAUAUCUCACUGUUACGUGGUACAAAGGAGAUGCAAUGGUACAUAGAGAGAGUAUUGACAAUCCCAGUAAGAAACCAGUGCAUCACUCAUCUGUAUUGAGCGUCACACCGACCAGAAAAGACAACGGAGUCCCGUUCAGAUGUGAGGCACUUCUGGACCUGUUGCCAGAAGGACCACAAUUGAUCGCAUCUUCACAAGAGUUUAAUAUCACAGUUCACUUUGGACCAGAUGUGCAAUGUCAUUUAUCGGCAAACCUGGAUUUACGGGAAGGAGAAACAUUGGAGGGGGGAUGUCCUGUGACGGGACGUCCCAGUCCCACAGUCAGCUGGCUGAAAGCCGGCCAGCCCACCGACCCGGCCGCCCCCCUGAGCAGGAGCGAUACAGGCCGGUACACCGUUGAAGCCAAGGGCGCCACCUUAAUCCGGAGGGAAGUGUCGGUUCAAGUAUUGUACCUACCAUCACAGAUAGUUGAGCUUGAGGACUCUGAAGUUGACGUUGGUUCUACCGUGUCGCUGAAGUGCUCCUCCGCGGGCAACCCACAACCACAAUAUUCAUGGGAUUAUUACCAGACCACCAAUGUGAUGGUGGAAAAUGAAGAUGGAGUGUCCCAUCUGCACAUCCACAAUGCCACUGCAUACAACAUGGGCUCCUACACGUGUCACGCCUCCAACGACAUUGGAAAUGUCUCGAAAACAGCCGGAGUCACAGUGAAAGGAAGCCGACGAGAGGAAGGAAAGAAGCAGGAGGAACCUCAGAAGAACCGCUGGAACAGAAGAAGGCCGACAGAGUGUCGCCGGGACCGACUUUACGUUACUUCAAUGGACGUUUUGAACUCUCUCCGUCUGCUUUCAGUCCUUUUGACUUCACAGCUGCUGUCGCUUUCCAACGGGACAGGACCGAGUGCAAGCCUCGAAUGCCCCAUCGAGAUAACUCCAGACAGGAUGGUGGUGCGAUACCAAAGCAGAGGCCUGCGGCCUGCGAUAUGCACACUGACACCCGCAGACUACACGCAUCUCAAGGAAAUGUACUGGCAGGUCGGGCAGGGCGACACAACUGACGGCAUGAGUUGGUUUGCUGACACCGAUCGGGACUGGGACCCCAGGCCCGUUUGCAUAGCGACGUUCAGCGUGAUAGGAACAUGCCAGAAACCUUUAAACUUCACCCUCUACAAAACACCAGACAGCGUCUCCAUCCGUCCCGUGGUUGGCUCGAGCUCGGCGGUGGAGCAGAGAGAGUUCCAGCUGCAGUGCGACAUUACUAGCGUUGCUCCCGCAGCAAACGUCGCUGUGCGUUGGUACCGAGGGAAUGAAACCUUCGAGCCACUCCGCAGAGGCCCCCUGCGAGUGACUGGCUGCCAGCCCGAGAACGACACAACCUGCGACCCGAGAGACGUCCGAUCUCCGCUGAACGUGUCGUCCACCAUCAGCAUCACUCUGAACAGAACGGACGACGGGGCCGAGUUCAGCUGUGAGGCUCAGUUGGAUCUCGGUCCCGAGGGGCCGCUGCCUCCUCCGAACAUGAUGUCCAGUCCUUUCAACGUCACCGUCUACUAUAAGCCCGUCAUUAAUACCACAAAGCUUCCAAAGACGAUCCCCGUGUUCAGAGGUUAUCCGGAGGAGCUGGUCUGUGAAGCCGAGGGCCAGCCGGCUCCAAAGAUCCAGUGGCUCUACAGCUCGGACGUCGUCCCCCGCGAGUCCGGAGACACGCUCUUCGUGUCCGACGCCGGCGUCUACAACUGCAGCGCCAGCAACCAGGUGGAUUCCAUCUACCACGAGGUCAAUGUGAUUCUAAAAGAGGACUACCUUCCCCUCAUAGCUGGAUUUGUGGCUGUCACAGUCGUCGCCAUCUCCAUCGUCUUCCUCUUCAUCUACUCAAUCUACUACAAGAACACCAAGAUGCGCCGGUACAGUCUUAAAAACCCCAAAGUCGACACCCCCAGCAGCAACGUGGCCCACAACGGGUGCGACAUGCAGUUCCCUAUGACCAAACUCAGUCACACUAACAGGAAGUGCACCACGUCUGGCCUCUUCGAAGGACAGCCUGUGAACUCGUCCUGUCUGGUCCAGAUGAACCCUCCGAGCGUCGUGGUGAGGUUUGGUGACUCCUUCUCCGUCAACUGCAGCUCAACAUCGGACCUGAUCGAGUCAAUGGGCUUGGAGUCCCGCUACGGCAGCUCGAUGAGUUCAUCUGGCAACUCUUUCGUUGUCUUAAAAGUAGAGUCUGUGACAGACUGGGAGUUCGAACCGAUCUGCUUCCUUAAUCACCUACGCGAUGGUCAGUGUUUACAGACCCUCCCAGUCACCGUUUACAAAACGCCGGACACGGUGUCCAUCUCUCCGCCGAGUCUAGAGGGCCUGGUUGAGGGCGAAAGGUACAGCAUACAGUGUGACAUUGUCAAUGUCGCACCAGUAAGCAGCCUCUCUGUGCACUGGCACCGAGGAGAUGCGAUCUUCUACACGGAGAGGUUUGACGGGUCCAGUCUAUCUCCAGUCAACAAGACGUCUGUCUUCAAUCUGACGGCCCAAAGAGGGGAUGACGAAACUCGAAUCUGGUGUGAAGCGCAGCUGGACUUCUGGACACCAGUACCCAAUGUGCCCAGGAUCAAGUCGGAGUCACGUGACGUGAUUGUCCUGUACUCACCAACCUUCAUGGAGCCCAACAAUGAGACGCUAGAGCUCUCGGCUGGCAUUAAAUUAAGUUUAGAUUGCACAGCUGCAGGAAAACCAACGCCGGUGUACAGCUGGCGCUCCCCACACCACAUACAACGGACCAAUCAAAAUGAGAACCAAUCCGUGCUGGCCCUGUCCAUUCAGCUUCCAGGCACCUAUGAGUGCACAGCGUCUAACAGCCAGGGCUCCAACACCAAAUAUUUCACCGUCACCGAAGCUACAAGGAAUCGCACAGCCUUUGCAGUCUUGGUUGGAGGAGGUGUGUUCCUGGGAGUCGUGAUCCUCAUCGGCGGCCUUCUUUCCUUGACACCUAAAGGCACAUUUUCUUUCAGCAAAGGUGGCUAUCUCAGAGGACGGCCCACCUUGUCAGGUGAAGGCUGCUCCCUAAUCCUCAAGCCCUCCCGGGUCGUGGUGGGUUUUGGGGAGCCGGUGUCAGUCAGCUGUGAAGCCGCUCGCCCGGUCCGUGUCCUCGGCUGGGAGUCGGCCAUCAGUGCUGCUCACACUCAACAGGACCUGUCGGUGCAGUGGAAGGUGGACAGCCUCAUCGACUGGAUCGAGGAGCCUAUCUGUUACGGGGUGUUUUUCACGGCUCCCAGACAGUGCGAGGAGAAACUCAACCUGGUCCUCUACAAGACCCCAGAUAGCGUCUCCAUCCGGCCUGUGAACCACACCGGCCCCAUGGUGGAGGGGAAAGAGUACCAGCUGCUCUGUGAGGUUCAGAACAUUGCUCCGGUCCAGUACCUCACCCUGAGGUGGUACAAGGGCCAGACGGAGGUUUACACCAGCUCCUUCUCAGAGCUCACAUCCUCCUCGCCCGUCCAAGUGUCCUCCGUCCUCAUGGUCACACCAACCAAAGACGAGAACGGGGAACAGUACAGGUGCGUAGCGGAGCUGGAGCUCGGACCAGAGGGACCACGAACACCUCCUACUGUGACCUCGGAGCCUCUUAAUGCCUCUGUGUACUUUCCCCCGGCGUUCCUCAGUCCCGAAAUCGAGGUUUUGGACCUUGUUGUGGGUGCUGAAAUGACCUUGAACUGCACCGCCACAGGGAACCCCACACCUCUGUACAGCUGGCAAUCCUCCAAUCCCAUCGAGGAUAGGAUGGAGGAUGAAGCAGCUCUCACCUCCUCCUCACUGCUCCCCGGGACCUACACCUGCACAGCCUCCAACGCACUGGAGAAGAAGAGCAAGCAGUUCAUUGUCAAAGCCGAGACCAAAGGUAAAUAA
Cyclopterus lumpus (lumpfish) is the source of this 4547-nucleotide messenger RNA. It is a transcript of the gene icam3, whose product is annotated as intercellular adhesion molecule 3. Bases 330 to 4547 code for a protein of 1405 amino acids. The transcript has 19 exons. Gene Ontology annotation, biological process: cell adhesion. Gene Ontology annotation, molecular function: integrin binding. NCBI's taxonomy places the organism in Eukaryota, Metazoa, Chordata, Actinopteri, Perciformes, Cyclopteridae. The record is from RefSeq and is a predicted model, not a curated record.